Molecule: messenger RNA, 12637 nt
Organism: Loxodonta africana (African savanna elephant)
Lineage: Eukaryota; Metazoa; Chordata; Mammalia; Proboscidea; Elephantidae
Gene: USP31
Product: ubiquitin specific peptidase 31
Exons: 16
Coding region: 793-4251 (1152 amino acids)
Biological process (GO): protein deubiquitination
Molecular function (GO): cysteine-type deubiquitinase activity
Source: RefSeq, a predicted model, not a curated record
AUUAUUGUAUUAUUUCUUUAGGUUAAAUUUCCAGAUGUGGCUUCAGAGCAUCAAAAGCUUAUGGACAUUUUUAUGGCUUCUUUUUAAAAUUUUUUUAUUGUACUUUAGAUGAAGCUUUACAGAGCAAACUAGUUUCUCAUUAAACAAUUAAUACACGUUUUAUGACAUUGGUUGCCAACCCCACAGCACAUCAAUAUUCUCUACUUCUCUACUUUGGGUUCCCCAUUACCGACUUUCCCGUCCCCUCCUGCCUUCUCAUCCUUGCCACAGGGCUGCUGUGCCCAUUUAGUCUCGUUUUGUUUUAUGGGCCUGUCUAAUCUUUGGCUGAAAGGUGAACCUCAGGAGUGACUUCAUUACUGAACUAUAAGCGUGUCCAGGGACCAUACUCUUGGGGUUUCUCCGGUCUCUGUCAGACCAGUAAGUUUGGCAUUUUUUUGUGUGUGUGUGUGUGAGGUAGAAUUUUGUUCUACAUUUUUCUCCAGCUCUGUCUGGGACUUUCUAUUGUGAUCCCUGUCAGAGCAGUCAGUGGUAGCCGGGCACCAUCUCACCAUCUAGUUGUGCUGAACUCAGUCUGGUGGAUGCUGGACUCAGUCUGGUGGAUGCUGUGGUAAAAAAAAACUUUGGACUAAUUUUUCCUUGAUGUCUUUGGUUUUCUUUAUUCUCCCUUGCUUCAGACGGGGUGAGACCAGUGGAGUAUCUUAGAUGGCUGCUCACAAGCUCUGAAGACCCUAGAUGCUACUCACCAAAGUAGGAUGUAGAACAUUAUAAGCUGUGUUAUACCAGUUGAGCUAGAUGUUUCCCAAGACCAUGAUCCCAACAGUCCUCAGCCCAAGUAUUGUGUCAAAGAAUGCACUGCAGUACCGGGGCAAUUCCCAGCAUGAUGCCCAGGAGUUUCUGCUGUGGCUUUUGGACCGAGUUCAUGAAGACCUCAAUCAUUCUGUGAAGCAGAGUGGCCAGACUCCUCUGAAGCCACCAUCAGAGACUGAUAUAAUGCCUGAGGGACCAUCCUUUCCUGUCUGCAGCACCUUUGUACAAGAACUUUUUCAAGCCCAGUACAGAUCUUCUUUGACAUGUCCUCAUUGUCAGAAACAGAGCAACACUUUUGACCCUUUUCUCUGCAUCUCUCUGCCAAUUCCUCUACCCCACACAAGGCCUCUCUAUGUCACUGUAGUGUAUCAAGGGAAAUGCUCUCACUGCAUGAGGAUUGGCGUGGCUGUGCCUCUGUCUGGGACUGUCGCCAGACUUAGGGAAGCAGUAUCUACGGAAACAAAGAUCCCCACUGAUCAGAUUGUGUUAACAGAAAUGUACUAUGAUGGAUUCCAUCGUUCCUUUUGUGACACGGACGACCUGGAAACGGUCCAUGAAAGUGACUGCAUUUUUGCCUUUGAGACUCCAGAAAUAUUUAGGCCUGAGGGAAUUCUCAGUCAAAGAGGAAUUCAUUUAAACAACAAUCUAAACCACCUGAAAUUUGGCUUGGAUCACCAUAGACUGUCUUCCCCCACACAAGCAGCAGCAAAGCAAGGGAAAAUGGACUUGCCUUCCACAAGAGCAGGAAGUGACAAGAUUGUCCUUUUGGUGUGUAAUCGAGCCUGCACUGGGCAGCAAGGGAAAAGGUUUGGAUUGCCUUUUGUGCUGCACCUGGAGAAGACAAUAGCAUGGGACCUUCUGCAGAAGGAAAUCUUAGAGAAGAUGAAGUGUUUCUUGAGGCCCACAGUUUGCGUUCAGGUGUGUCCAUUCAGUUUGCGUGUGGUCAGUGUCGUGGGAAUAACAUACUUGUUGCCUCAGGAGGAGCAGCCUUUGUGCCAUCCAACGGUAGAAAGGGCAUUAAAAUCUUGUGGACCAGGUGGUACGGCUCAUGUGAAAUUAGUAGUAGAAUGGGACAAGGAGACGAAAGAUUUCUUGUUUGUAAACGCUGAGGAUGAGUAUAUCCCUGAUGCGGAAAGUGUCCGUCUGCAAAAGGAACGUCAUCACCAGCCUCAGACCUGCACUUUAUCCCAAUGUUUCCAACUCUACACCAAAGAGGAACGGCUUGCCCCAGAUGAUGCCUGGCGUUGCCCGCACUGUAAGCAGCUGCAGCAGGGAAGCAUUACUUUAAGCCUGUGGACUCUGCCUGAUGUGCUUAUUAUACAUCUAAAGAGAUUUCGACAGGAAGGAGACAGGCGUAUGAAACUUCAGAACAUGGUCAAGUUCCCUUUGACUGGCCUGGACAUGACUCCUCACGUGGUUAAGAGAAGCCAGAGCAGCUGGAGUUUGCCAUCCCAUUGGUCCCCAUGGAGACGGCCCUAUGGACUUGGGCGGGACCCUGAGGACUACAUCUAUGACCUGUAUGCUGUGUGCAAUCAUCAUGGCACCAUGCAAGGGGGGCACUACACAGCCUACUGUAAGAACUCUGUGGAUGGCCUGUGGUACUGCUUCGAUGACAGUGACGUGCAGCAGCUGGCUGAAGACGAGGUCUGCACACAGUCAGCCUACAUCCUUUUCUACCAGAGGCGGACAGCUAUACCCUCGUGGUCGGCCAACAGCUCAGUGGCGGGCUCCACAAGUUCUUCCCUGUGCGAACACUGGGUGAGUCGGCUCCCGGGGAGCAAGCAAGCCAGCGUCACCUCAGCGGCUUCCUCCAGACGCACCUCCCUGGCCUCACUCUCUGAGUCCGUAGAGAUGACCGGGGAAAGAAGUGAAGAUGAUGGAGGAUUCUCAACUCGACCAUUUGUGAGAAGUGUCCAGCGUCAAAGCUUGUCGUCCAGAUCUUCUGUCACCAGCCCCUUGGCCAUCCAUGAAAGUUGCAUGAGACCUUCUUGGUCCUUGUCUGCUAAGCUGCAGAUGCGCUCCAAUUCUCCUUCCCGAUUCUCAGGGGACUCUCCAAUUCAUACCUCUGCCUCCACCCUGGAGAAGAUUGGGGAGGCAGUGGAUGACAAGGUCUCCAUCUCUUGCUUUGGUAGCUUGAGAAACCUUUCUAGCAGUUACCAGGAAGCAGGCGAUAGUCACAGUCGACGUGAGCACAAGGCCGUGGGCCGAGCCCCUCUGGCUGUCAUGGAAGGUGUGUUCAAAGAUGUAUCAGACAUCCGGAAAUUGAACUCCAGUCUUGUAGAUGCACAGAGCAAAAACUCAGCACAAGGGAGUUGCCUGCCCCCUGUCUCUGAUCCGUUUGAUAACAAUAACCAGAUUGCUUAUGUGGAUCAGAGCGAUUCUGUAGACAGCUCUCCAGUCAAAGAGGUGAAACCUCCAAGCCACCCUGGCUCACUCUCAAAGAAACCAGAGAGCACAACCAAGAGAUCCCCCAGCUCCAAAGGCACUUCUGAGCCAGAUAAAAGCUUGCGGAAGGGGAGACCAGUCUUGGCAAGCCAGGAAUCAUCUCUUUCCAGUACAUCUCCUUCGUCUCCUGUUCCUGUAAAAGUUUCUAUAAAGCCCUCGCGCUCCCGGAGCAAAGCAGAUUCUUCUUCUAGGGCCAGUGGGCGUCAUUCAUCCCCUGUCCCUGGCCAACCCAAAAAAGAGUCAUCCCCUAAAUCCCGGGACACUGUGUCCUCUCCUUCACCACAGAAGCAGAAGUCAGCCUCUUCCCUAGCCUACACUGCUUCCACAUCUGCCAAAAAAGCCUCGGGCGCUGCCACAAGGGGGCCCUGCCCUCCCGGGAAGAGCAGGACUUCAGACAGAAGCUUAAGUAGAGAGGGCUCCAGACAAAGCCUGGGCUCUGACAGGGCAGGCAUCACCUCCACCUCCAAACCCAACUCCCCUUGGAUGGGUCAGGCCAGGGUGGGGGAGGGCAGAGGGGAUAGCAAGCAUGUCAGGAGCUCCUCCAUGGCCAGCCUGCGGUCCCCCAGCAUGAGCAUGAAGUCUGGUCUGAAGAGGGACAGCAAAUCUGAGGACAAGGGGCUGUCCUUCUUCAAAUCAGCCUUGCGACAGAAGGAGACCCGGCGGUCGACUGACCUUGGCAAGACAACCUUGCUCUCCAAAAAGGCCGGCGGGAGCUCUGUCAAGUUGGCCUGUAAGGGUGCAGCGGACGAGAAGUCGGAGAAGGGUCACCAACCUCCGGGUUCCCAGCAGCCCAGUGCAAAUCCAGUUGGAAAAGAGCAGCUUGUCUCUAAGGACCCCGCUUUGGCCAAACAUUCCCUGCUGUCCACUCGCAAAUCCAAGUCUUCCCAGCUAGACUCUGGUGUUCCCGCGUCUCCAGGUGGCAGGCAGUCUGCUGAGAAAUCCUCAAAAUUAUCUGCUAGCAUGCCAACCUCUGCACGGCCUUCUCAAAAACCUCAGUGAUAUUUCUGCAAUCCCAGUGUUUUAUCUGUAAAAAUAUUUAUUUAAACCCUUCUCCUCCCACCAAAGCCCUCUAUGCUUUUGUAUUUUUUAGGUCAUGUGCCUGGUGUGGGUGCGUGUGUGCGUGCGCGUGUGUAAGGAGAACUCAAUUGUGAAUUGUUAAAAGCAGCGCCUUACUCUGCCAUUGAACCAAAUAACAGCCGUAGGCAAAGCGUUGAUACCAAGCUAACUGGAAUAGUUAUAGACGAUACCCUGGACAGUCCCUUUAGCAGCUGUACAUACUUCUUUCUAGAGAACUCUAAUGACUUUUGUCGGACACUAGGGUUUUGAAACCUGUGAACCAGUUAAGCUAUCAUCAGUGUGCUCUGCAGAAGGAGGAGUUACUUGGCUUGGGUUUCAUCUGAGCAGGAUUUGUCUUCGCUGCGGAUUAUCGUGUGGCACCAGGAACUCUAAAAACUGUGAUAACAAACUGAGGGAAAACUGUUGCUUUCUGCACUUUCGCCCCAUCUACCAGUCUUUGUAAAGGGCAAUAUUUUAACACUAAUGUUUCUCAGGUAUUUCCUCAGCUAGUCUAGGGCAGAUGCGCAUCAGUGAAUAGAUUAAAGAAGAAGGUGACAGGUGGGUGACCGUGUCAUUUCUCCUACUGCCACAGAUAGAAAUGUUAGAGGCAGAAACGAAGCCUUUCACUACCUUCAUAUCUGCAAAGAUGUGUGGACCGUAAGCUGUCUUGGCUCUUAGGAUAUGCCCUAAAGGAGGUGGCAAAUUGGAUAGCCAGAAACCAGUCAAUAGUAGUUAAAUUUUCCCUUCUAAAUUUGCUAGCCAAGGCCAUGGGGAUUUUGAAAUGUAGUAAAGCAGUUUACACCUUUGAAAGAUCCCUGGGAAAAAAAUGGAUUCUGAGCUGGAUGCGUGAAUCUGUACCACAUUCCUUCUCUGGUGUUGCUUUUUUUUGUACGUUAAACAUUGAAAGCUCCAGGCUACCCUGCGUUUUGCAUGCUCACGCGUCCUUGUCCUGUGACUUGGAGAGGAACAGCGUUGUCUAAUGCCAGAUCACUGAUGGCAUGUUGAAGCAGUGUGUGACAAAGUAUUACAUGUGCACUUCGGAGCCUGCCUGUCAGUCCUAGUUAUGACUGCUUCUCAGUAACUCACUUAUUCUUCGUACUGAAGAUUUAAUCUCGCCCCCAGAACUCACAGGCAGGAUUGGAGUGUGUGCCAUCUGGCAGUGGUCAGUGCAAAUUGCGUUUCUCGUUUAGGAAAAAAGUGAAUUUCAUAGAAAUCUCACACAUAAACAAGGCACAGAAUGCUCCUUAGAAGCAAGGGUGGCAAGACUACAUCUCACAUACUCUGGACAUGUUGUCAGGAGGGGUCAGUCCCUGGAGGAGGACAUCAUGCUUGGUAAACUAGAGGGUCAGCAAAAAAGAGGAAGCCCCUCAAUGAGAUGAACUGACACAGCCGCUGCAACAAUGGGCUUAAGCGUAACAAUGAUUGUGAGGACGGUGCAGGACCAAGUAGUGUUUUAUUCUGUUGUAUGUAGGUUCCCUAUGAGUUGGCAUCGACUCGAUGGCACCUAACAACAACAAAGAAGACAUACAUAGUCUUUCAAGCAUUUUGAAAGUAUCCUGGCAAUGCUUUCCUGCUCAAUUUUUAGUGUUUUUUUUUUCUUCCCUCUUUUUUUUUUAAUGUCAAGCGAGUCAAGGUCCUGGUUCCCCUUGAAUAGCAUUUGUCACUUUGUCAUGAAACACAGCAUGCUAAGUUAGAUGCUUUCAAAUGUUAACUUUUUUUUUUUUUUUCAGUCAUAGACUCUUCCAAGUUCUUCCUGAACUCUUGGUGCACAGAUCCAUUUAUAAUUUUCCUUUUCAGUAUUGCUGUGUAUGAAGUAACUAGAAUAUAGUACAUGCAUAGCUAUGAAUUCUGCACUGCCUUUUCUUGUUUAUUAUUAUUAUUUUCAUGAAUACCUCUUGGGAAAUGUUUCCAAUGGGUUACUUAACUUUAUUUUGCUGCUAAUUUGAGCAUUAGCAGGUAACUGGCAAGUCUGGAGACCAUUUAUGUUAGGGUAGCUGCAGUGUUACACCCUUGCGAUAUUUAAGACUUACAUAUUCAGCCUUGUGGAAGUUACCAUAGUGUUCAAGGUAAUUCAUUUAACCUGAGCCUGUUGCCUGAUGCUGUCUGUCCUGUACUCACCACUUCACUAGGUUUCCCCGUUGGACUGUACAGACGUCUGGAAGCCCAGAGCAGUUCUCCUCUCCUCUGCCAUAGUGUGACUGCUGGAUGACCGUCUUCAGUGCUCUUAGUGCUUCCAGUGGCACGUUCACAUCCCGGCUGCGGUUAGCCUCUCCUAGUCUCCUUUCAUACCGUGUUUAUUUCCUGAAAAAGAUGGACCGUGUGUGGGGAUUGACAAUAUCAGGAAUAGAGUGUUUGUCUGAUUUGAUCCUCUCAUCUUUUUUUAAUAGGUAGAUCUCAUUUGAAAUCUCCUGUCUGAAUCUGAAACAGUCUUAGAAUUAUAGCUUGAUUGGACAAAGCAUUUUAAUAGCACUUCUUUUUUUUGCUAUAAUCAGUUAAGCAUUAAUGGAAACCAGUUUCAUUUUCACACAGGGCCUUGAACCCGGUUCUUUCUGGUUCGAACCCCUGCUGAGAAUUUGCGUUUCUAACAAGUUCCCUGCUGAGAAUUUGCAUUUCUAACAAGUUCCCAGGAAGUUAUACUUAAGAAUCACCUGGGGAUCUUGUUAAACUGUAGGUCCUGAUUCGGUAUAUCUGGGGCUGAAGUGCAAAUUCUCAGCAGGGAACUUGUUAGAAAUGCAAAUUCUCAGCAGAGGUUCGAACCUGAAAGCUCUGUUGUCACAGUGGUUAAGGGUAGUUUUUAUUCCUGAGUCCUGUAGGAAUGGUUUUACCGUUAUGGCUAGUCUUGGAAAACAUCUCCACAAGCCCCUUUAAUUUCCCCUGGGAUCUUAGAAAUGAAGUUUCAGUCUCUCAUAUCUGUCUGCCUAUGGAGUUCUUGUUCCAAAUAUAAUUAAAUAGAAAAAGAUCAGGACUUAUUAUGGCACUGUCUAGGCAUCUUUAAGUUAUUAUCUUUCUCUGAUUAGUAAGCAAUGAAAAUUUCAUCAUCCCUAACUACUAGGUACAGCUUUCAGCUGCAGAAAAGAAUAUUUUGACCCAAAGGUUGGAGGUGCCCGUUGAAGUAUAUAGUAUCUUAUAGGAAAAUUAUUAGUCGGUUCAGUUUCUUGGUAGGAGUCAGGGGCUUGGUGCCUGCUUUUUGUUUUCCUGGUGAUACUUGGCACAGCGAGCAUGUAUGUGUUCUGGGGUUAAAAGUCAUCUGUUAAGGAUGGUAGGACUGGGUUUAUGGGUGACAACCAGGUUUGCCUGGUUCGGGCAACUGUUUCCUGGUAGGCACAAAACAGUAACUACCAGUGGUGUCGCAUCUGUAACGUCUGUCGGGUUUUUAAAGGUUUUUCAUUCUUGAUUUCUCUUCCUGUAGACAUCCAGCAGGCUGAGGCUGUGUCAUUCCUUAAGGCAGCCCUACACCUUGCCUUUGUAAUCCCUUGUAGAAUGUGGAAGCACAAAGUAAAACCGUGAAGCUUCAUGGCAUCAUAGACCAUCUCCUACCCUUUUGUAUUUCCUCAUCCUAAAAGCAGCCUAACUGAAAGUAAGUAGUAAUAUGCUGGACUGGUAGAAAUGGAUCUGGGAGUAUUUUUGGUAUGGUAAAAUAUUAUAAUCGUGAGGCUGCCUUAAAACUCUUGUAAUCAUUCAUUCAUUCAUUCUGCAAACCUUCGUGGAGGGCCUGCUUUGCCUGUAAAGGCAAACUGAAAGCUUUUUAAGAAGCACUGGGAGCACAGCCUCUGGACCAGGGGACACUGGUGAUGUCCUGAAUGGAAUGACAGUCUUCCUGAACAAAAGGAUUCAGUGGAUUCUGGUGAAUCAGCUAAGGCUUGUGGUCCUCUGGAACAAAUCUGUUCUGUUCUGAAACCAAAAGUGCCCUUCAUCUUUGGAGACAUUUUACUUGUUCAUCCACUUUUUCAGACUGAGCUGUCUCUACUACUUAGGGGUUGAAAAUCCAUUAGAUAGUCAAUUUACAUUAGAAUUUGGUCAUCCAAGUUUGUAUGAGAUGAAUGUGGGGAUUUUUUUGGGGCGGGGGGGAGAUGGGAAGACAAGUUGUCAUCCCUCUAAAAUAACCAUCAUGGAAAAAAUACAGUGUGUAAAGGGAACAGUAGUGGCUGCCUUUAGGAAAAACGGAGCCAAGAAGAGCUGCAAACAAAGCUCAUUUAUUUCAAAUAAAUGUGUUUUUAAAAGUAGAUUGACAUCUGCCUUUACAUUGCAUUCUGACGAAUUACUAAACAGCUGAAGUUAUCAUUUCCUGUGGAGGCUAUUAUAAUUAUCGGACGCAGAGAUAAUUAGUGUUUCUGGGUUGGAUUUUGGGGAUAGUAUGCAAAUUAUAAGCACAGUUUCAAUAAAACAGAUCUUCUCUGAGGCCCAUUGAACUUUGUAUUAUUUGGAGUUGAGAACAGCAAAGUUUGCUGACAAACUAGUGCCUAUAUCAUACACAUGAACACAAAAAGGAGCUGUUACUCUGCUUUGUCUUUUUAAUUUCAUAAAGGGUGUAUUAUUGCCAGACCUGACUACGUACUUUAGGGGGAAACCCAGUGCUUUUAUUUAAAUGAAAAUUCACUGUCUCACAGCACCUUUCCAUCAACUCCUGAGUGUUUGUUUUUGCAGCUCCAUUUUGAGCGUGACUAAUCAUUUUUUUUCCCGGGUAAUGAAAACAGUUUUGCAUGGCCUCCGUCUUAUCCAGAAAGCAUGCUCUUACUAUCUAUGCAAGCAACUCAUUGAAAAUAUAUAGACUGCACUAAAUGUAAGUUUUUUAAAAAAGGCAACUCUCAGAUCAUGGAGCUCUAUUUUUGAAUUCGUAAUUUUUUACAUGUGGCUUCAGCAUCAACCCAGAAGAGCAUGAAUGUGAUUUCUUGUUUUGCUUUGCACAUGUUGUUUCUCUUUGCCAAAUUUUUUUCCUCAUUGGCGAGAUUGUGUGUAAAAUAUUAAGUAUUUUGCAGGCAGAAGUAGAAUUGGAUAUGUUGAACACACACUGGUUUCUAUACUGUAUUUAGCCUGAACACUUUCCUAAAGUAUUUUCUUCUAUGAAAAACCUGCCAUUUUCUAUAGAUUUUAAUUUUUUUAUAUCUUCUAGGGUUCUAUUGUGGUCACAAGGAAAGAGUGUGGCUUCUAAUCGUGCUAACAAUUUUCAAACGCUUUUGUAAAGACUCGAGCAGUUUUAGAAAGCUUUGGAGCUUCCCAGCCACUGGCCAUAAUACGCCUAAGCCUGUGGAAUUUCUGGUAGUGCAUUAGGUUCUAGACCCAACUCAUGUUCAUUUAAAGCCAGUGUUUCCCAACUUUGGGGAGAAGGGGGAUCCAUAGCAGACUUGGGAAGCUUUUUCAAAUCACACACGUAUUCUUCCCAAGAUUCUGAUAAGCCUCUUCCGAAAGACUCAUCUGAGAUGCUGGUACCCAACAUUCAGUAGAACCAUCUUGGGAACUUGAAAAAAUACAGCGCCUGGGCCCCAUUCUCAAGCUUUUGAUCUAAGUAGUGAGGGGUGGGGCCAAGUAGUAACCAUAUAUUUUAAGCUCCUAGGCGUUUCUAAUGUGCAGUCAGAAUUGAUAACCACUGUGAUACAAUCCCCUUGCUGAGAUUUAUGGUGAGAAUCACUGCCAUGUGAAGUAUACUCACGCGCAAGUAAGAUUCUUCAGUCAUUUGGAGAGGGGGUAAAAAAAAGAUUGGCAACCACUGAUAGCAACCUCCUAUUUGAAAUAUGGGCCUUUCUUAUCCCAGGCCCAGUUUGGGAGCUUGGAACAUUUGUGGGUGGCCCAGCACUUGCCAGUCUGGUGGGAACUGGUAGUCUCAGUUUGUUGGAGUAGGCAGGAUACUCCAUGGGAUAUACAUGCUCCCCCAGACCCCUUUCCCUGGAUUCCAGAGCUGGCGAGACCUAAAGGGGAGUAGGGAAGUCACUCUGAGUUUGAAAAUGCUGAAGAAUAAAAUAGACAACAUUUAUAGCCUUGAAAAACCUGUCUCUGCUUUUGAUAGAAUGAUUGCUGUUAUGUAGUCAUUACACAUGAAUUAGGAAGUGCUGUUCCGUAGCAAACCCCAGGCUGCCACUGACCUUCCUGUUCAGCCCAUUCUCGGCUAGAGUUCUUAUCCACAAUAUAGUUUCAGGAAUUGUUUUUAAUUUUAAAAAUGAGUGUGAAGAAUUUUAUUGGGAGUCUUUUUUCUUUUGCUAACCCUCGUUGCUUUUUUUUCAUGCAAUUUUUAAAAAUCAAAUUAUACUCAUCCAAGAAUUUGGCAAUAUAUGUAACCUAUAGAGGCAAAUAGGAAACCACAGUGGCCUAGUGGUUAAGAGCUACGGCUGCUAACCAGAAGGUCAGCACUUCAGAUCCACCAGGCACUCCUUGGAAACGCUAUAGGGCAGUUCUGCUCUGUCCUGUAGGGUCACUCUGAGUCAGAAUUGAUUCGACAGCAAUGGGGUUGGUGUGGUUUGGUUUGGAUAGAGGCAAAUGAGAGUUUUAAUCUGUGGUGAGCUGAAUGGGCUACAACAUCUUCAGAAUAUUCUGCUGUGCUUCUUGGUGGUUUGAGAAAUUAUGCUGCCUACAGAAAAAAAAAAAAAGUAACACAACUUACCUGGCAUUUUCAACGUUUUAAGGAAUAAAGAUAUAAGAAUCCAAGUUGGAGAUGCUCCUUUACGAAGGCCACGCUGAGUGGUGGUAUCUGUUGCAAUCGUGAAAACACAACAUGAAGUUUUCCUAGGUGCUAUUCUAAACAGCAUGGUCAUUAGAGCAAAUCAGAAGGCAGUACAGUAUUUUGCAAGUUGAAGUUCUCUUUGAGGGCCUUUGGAAUACGCAUUCAUGUUCCCUAUAGGUUUGCUCACCAACUGUGCCUCUCAACACUGGUUAAAAUGAAAUUCAAGCCCCCUUACAAGAACGGUUUCCUGAUUGAACUCUUCAGUUUCUACACUGGAAUUUCUGUAGUCGUCUUAAAAGCUGCAUGUCGUAUCACUGUACCCAAGAUGCUUUGCUGUUGUUCACGCACCACCGCUAGUGAUUUCUGGAUCAUUUCCUUCUUCAGUUGCGCAGUGAUAUGGAAGGCAGGAUGUCUUUCUGUGAGGCUGGAAAAAAAGUGUAUCAUACAUUUUAAGUUAUUUUAGAACAAGUGCAUGAGAUGUAUCCUUGACUUCUGUUAUUUAUUUGUAUGUUUUCUCAUUCAUGUGUAUGCACUUUUAAUAAGCAGAAUUUAUAUUUUUGUGUUGAAAAUGUUUUAUUUCUGAAACAGCAGUUGAUUAUAUAGUAUACAGUUGGAACUAAGAGAAAAGUGGAAAUGUAACAAAAUAUAAUAAAUUUAUUACAUGAUGCCCUCUUCAAGCCAUAUUCCUCUUAUCUCCCUCAUGCCAGCCGCUCUUUGGUGUUGACUAAUAAUAGCAACAUAUUUGUACCAGAUCGAUCUAUGCCAAGUACUUUAAAGUAUCGUUGUUAAAAAAGCAAGAUACUCUAUAUGUAAAACUUUAAAACAAAAAAUCACAUCCAUGCUUAUUUAUUUUCACAAUCAGGUAUUAUCAUUCCCAUUUCCUCCAUGGCAAAUAAAAGACAAUUUGUCCUGGGUUUUAGCACUGGAUAAGAACUCAUGUUAUGACUCACCUCCAGAGCACUUUGAACAUUUCACUCUGUUUCCCCCUUCUGCCAGACUUUAUAAUGGGAAGAAAUAGUAAUCUCUUUAUCCUGGUGUUUUGUGUCUUCAUUUUCAACCACCAUCCCAUUCCGGUGAAACUUUUCCAACCGUCUUUACUGCUGCUCGGCACAGGACUCCCUCUGAAGGAUGCCACGCCACUUACGGCCACCUGGGGGCGAUAAAGGUCUCUGUCAUUAUCAAGUGUCACUUUAAAAGCCCAGUGUGCUUGUUCUUAGCCUCUCUGAGUGUGGAAGUGCUUAUGACUGUGAGUUGAGGAGUGCGGUAUCGGCGAUGGCGAGCAGGGGUUUCAGUUUAGCCGAGUACCACCCGCCAUCAUUUGUUCCCAGAAACCGGAAUUCAGAUCUGAGAGCAGAUCUUGUUUUCCUAAAGCUCAGCUUUACGGUUUAAGGUUAGGGCAGGGAGACUGUUCCUAACCAAGGAUGCAUGUGAACCACAUGUCAUACGGUCCAAGGCGCAGCACUUAAAAAUGUCUCUCUUUUUAAAUGGUAGAAUUUUGUUCUGGGCUCUAUUAAAAAGCAUUUAACCAGGUAGUACACUAGUUACGUAAGAAGCUUCAUUAUGCCUGAAAGUGUUCACAUGUCAUAAAAAACAUUAAUAGUUAUAAAAAUAUUUAAGAGCUAUUUUGUCUGUCUCCUUAGAAUUUGGAAGAUUAUUUUCAAAUAUUUGAAUCGUUUU